This is a messenger RNA of Macadamia integrifolia, 914 nucleotides long. RefSeq lists its product as uncharacterized. The transcript has 5 exons. Bases 114 to 572 code for a protein of 152 amino acids. Gene Ontology annotation, biological process: regulation of DNA-templated transcription. Lineage: Eukaryota; Viridiplantae; Streptophyta; Magnoliopsida; Proteales; Proteaceae. The record is from RefSeq and is a predicted model, not a curated record. Gene Ontology annotation, cellular component: nucleus. Gene Ontology annotation, molecular function: DNA-binding transcription factor activity; sequence-specific DNA binding.
AGACACUCAUGUGGGAAGAAAACAGGUGAUCUCACAUAAGACUUGAGGCCUCAUCCCCUCUUUAAACGGCCCGGAGGAAUUGCAGGUUGUGUGAUUGAGAGAGAGAGAGAGAGAUGGUUUCUAGGGAGCACAAGAGAGCAGCUCUUUGUGAGAAGCUGCAACAACUUCGUUCAGUUACAAACUCUGAUGCAAUAAACAAAACCUCGAUUAUUGUUGAUGCAUCCAAGUAUAUAGAAGAGUUGAAGCAAAAAGUAGAAAGACUGAAUCAAGACAUUGCAAACUCAAGUGACCCAAAUCCACUGCCAGUGGUUACAGUUGAAACAGUGGAAAAAGGGUUUCUAAUCAAUGUGUUCUCAGAAAAAAGUUGCUCCGGUUUGCUUGUCUCCAUCUUGGAAGCCUUUGAGGAGUUGGGUCUUACUGUGCUUGAAGCUAGGGUUUCUUGUACAGACAAUUUUCGCCUAGAAGCAGUUGGAGGAGAAAACGAUGGACAAGUAAGCAUAGAUGCUCGAGUGGUGAAACAAGCAGUGUUGCAGGCUAUCAAGAACUGGAAUGAAACUAGUGAGCAAGAAUAAUAGAAAAUCAUUUGUUAUUACCUCUCCCUAGCUAUCUUUCUUUGUGUCAUCACUCCCUUUUAGUAGGUCAAAAAUUUGUCUAAUGAAGGAAAGUAUCAGUCUUCUUUACAAUUUUCAGUCACCUAUGGUUCAAUGCCCAGUUGCUCACAACUUUGAAUCAACUAUAGAUGAGAAACAACUGAGGUAUAAGGAUAUAUAGGACUUCUACAUUUGUAAGGAAGUGCCUUCUUUCAUAGUGUAUCUACCCUAUUUUUCCUUCUACUCAAAACUGGCUUGAAUGAAGUCCAGUUGCUGUAUUUUUCCACUUUUUAUCAUCAAUAUUAGUCAGAAUAGUUCAUAUAA